AUGUCGUGCCAUAAUCAAACAGAAAAUUAUUUUGAUUAUAAAUGUUACUAUGAGUUAAAAGAUUACUACGAUUAUCCUUAUAAAAGUGAUACUGCGAGCGAUUUCUUAGAAAAAUACCAGCCUCCGGAAAAUUAUAAUAAUAUUUUGAAGACUUCUCCUUUGAUAACCAAACUUACAGAUAAUUUAGCGUCUGAUAGAUUUUUAUUUAAUUAUAAUAGAGCUACUAUCUGCAAAUAUAUUAAUUACUGGUUAAAUACACAAAUCAGAAGUGAUAACUUAAAUGAAUCAUAUAUUGAAUUUUUCAAAUCUUUUGCUGAUGAAUUUGCUAAACACAAAAAUGGUGAUAAUUCUUAUAAAGAUAAUACAUGUAGAAAUAAUUUUUCAUUCAUAGAAAAUGAUAAAUAUAGAAAAAUUCAAGGAUUAUAUGAUAUUUAUCGUUUAUAUAAUGAAAUUGUAAAUCCGUAUGUGCGUAGAAUAAAAGAGGUUAAUAUAUGUAGUAACUUAAUGGCGAUAAAUAAAUCAUAUAAAGACUUAGCAUGGGAACACAAAGGUGAUGAUGAUUUAAAUAAAAAUUUGGAAAAAUUCAAGAAAUUAGCUCUUACAGUAGCAAAUACGUAUGUCCCUGAAUGUCAUAGUAACCUAUUAUCAGAUAUAGAGAAACUAAAAUUAGUUUACUCACAUGACCUACAAAGUUCUCAUAUACAGGAAAAUAAAGUAGCACGACAAGUUCAAUCUGAAAYWUCCAGAAAUACAGAAUUACAAAGAACAGAGGUUAUUCCCAAACCUAAACACGAGACAGAAGCUUCCAAUGGAGAAAUAUUAUCAGGAUUAACAGAAAUAAAAGCAGAGCAACCACAUCAAAGAGGAGUAACAUCUCCAAGGGUAGAAUCAUAUGAAACAGUAAUAGAACCUGAAGAAGUAGUACCACCUGCAAAAGAACCUCGAGAACAAUUAUAUGGAUUAAAAUUUCAAGAAAAUAUAUUAUUAGAACCACAAUUAUACAAAUCUGCAUUAUUAUCUGAACCACGGUCAUUCGCAGAUGGAACAAGAUAUAAUGAACAAUAUGCAGAGAAUCAAGGAAGUCCUUCAGAUGGAAUUUUCAAUAAAAUGUCAGGAGCUGUAUCUGGAUUUAUAAGCAAUGUUGAUCCCGUACCAGUUGUUGGUGUAUCUGGUGGGAUGGGUGCUUUAUUUUUACUUUUUAAGUAUACUCCAGUUGGAGCCUUCUUUAGAGGAGGAAGAGGACGUGCACAUAGAAUACCGCGUAGUUUUAAUGGACAAUUCCUAGGAGCAUUCCCAGAUUUUCAAGAUUAUGAAG
This is a messenger RNA of Plasmodium vivax (malaria parasite P. vivax), 1315 nucleotides long. Its product is annotated as variable surface protein Vir6, putative. The annotation marks the transcript as partial. The record is from RefSeq and is a predicted model, not a curated record. Lineage: Eukaryota; Apicomplexa; Aconoidasida; Haemosporida; Plasmodiidae. The transcript is spliced from 3 exons.